AUGAUUUAAGAUGAAAUUACAAUUUGCUUUAUGGAUGGAGAGAAGAGAUAAUGUAGUAAAAAAUAUGAUGACAUAAUGGAGGAGCUGAAAAAAAAAGAAGAUUAAACAUGGUUUUUAAUUGAGGAAUAAUUAAAAGUAUUAAUUAAAGAUGAUACUACUUUGAAAUACUCUUCUUAAUUGAUAUCUGUUGGACCUUCAGACAUUAUAAGUAUGUACAGAAGCCACUUAAAAGUCAAAGAAUUAGAAACUAAAAAUUCCUAACUCGAGGAUGAGAUAAUCAAUUUAUAAGAUGCGAAAUCAGAACUGCUUCACUAUGGAAAAGUUAUUCCUUAAAAAUACAUUAAAGAAGGUUUAUUAGAUUAAGAAUUGGAAAAACAAAGAAAAGAAAUUGCUAAACUUAAUAAAUGUGUAUAAGAAUUAGAAAAUUAAUUGAAAAGUUAGGAAGAAGCUGAAUAAAAAAGAAUAUCAGAUUUCAAAAAUAAAUAUCAAUAGCUAACUAAUUAAGAAUCUACCUAUACAUAAUAAAUUUCAUCAUUAGAGUAAGAAAAAUUUUAAUUUUCAGAAAAAAUAGAUUAAUUAUUAUAAGAAAAGAAAUAAUUCUCGUAAAAAAUAGAUUAAUUAGAAUAAGAAAAAGAAUAAUAAACAGUUUAAAUAGCUUAAUUAAAAUCUUAAUCAUAACCUUUUUAAAAAGAAUAUUAAAUUGGAACAGAAUAAUCACUAGAAAUUUAAUGUUCAUCAAUAAGAAUAUAAAAUUAGGGAUCAAAAUAAUCACCUACUUCUAUAAACCCAUAAACAGUUUAGCAUCUUAAUAAUAUUUACUCAGAUGAACGAAAAUAGAGUGAGAGUUAUAUAUAUCUUUAUAAUCAAAAUAAAUUCCUAGAAAGUUUAUUAGAAAAAGUUUGUGAUGAAAAUAGAGAGUUGAGAAAAAUUUUUGAUCCAAAUAAAACUAUCUUGUUUUAAAGAUAGUCUAAGAUUUAUUAAAUAAAAUUAGAUGUACAGUAAUUCAGUCAAUCUAUUAAGGAAAAGAAAUUUUAUUUUAGGAAAAAUUGCCUCUUUAAAGAUAAUGAAUAUCUAAUCGAACUAAUGCAAAAUAAAUUAGACACAGAAAUUAAGAUAAAUAUAGAUGAUUAGUGUUUAAAAAUCAAAAAUGUAUAUCAUAUUUGUUAAAAAAAAUAUCAAGCAUUAGACAUAAUUUUGAAUAUGUUAAUAGCAGAAAUUUAUGCAUAAUUAUUUGUACGUGAUCUUUAAGAAGCUAAUAAAACUAAUAGUUAAAACUAAUUAUCUUAAUUAUGGAAUUUUAAAAUCCCUAGAUUAUUCCUUGCCAAGGAUAAUUCAGGAUAAUAUAGUAUUUUUUAAGAAUGCUUUGAAAAUGAUAGUAAAGAUUUUAAACCUUUUCAAAGUACAUAAAUAGAAGAUCAAUAUAUUUCCUCUUUUUUUAAAUAUUUCUAUCUUGCAACUAAUAAAAAUUUUGCAAUAACAGAAUGUUAAUUAUUAGUAUUAGAGAAUAACAUUCAAAGAAGACUCAACGAAGUUGUAAUAUAAAGUAUUGUAAUACAUUCAAAAUACAAAAAUCUAUUUUCUUAAUUAGAUAAAGGAAAAGAAAAAAUUAUAGAUUUUGAAAGAAUAUUAUCUUAGAAUCCACCAGGAGCAAUUUAAUAAUAUUGGUCUGAAUAACUAUAGAUUUUAGCUGAAAAAGUUUGGUAUGAUCAUUGA
Molecule: messenger RNA, 1713 nt
Organism: Paramecium pentaurelia
Lineage: Eukaryota; Ciliophora; Oligohymenophorea; Peniculida; Parameciidae
Source: the annotation of a GenBank genome assembly